GAGAAUCUAAACUUGGAAUUCCGUCACAACCUUUCGCUCUCGCCUGGGGCGCAACUCCUUGAAUUCUCAACCUCACUUGAUACUCUGCAUCCUGGCCAUCCGGCUGGCUUGCGAUGCAUGACCGGUGUCUCAGUACCAGACAAAAUGUCAACCACUAACCCGAAUCUCGCUUCGACAACGGUCAAGCCCGAUGCGCCUGCGGCCAUUCAGACGAUCGCUGUUGGGCCUCUGACCACGACCUUCACACCUAACGGCCAAUGCACCGAUCCAGUCAAUGUGGGAGAUACGACAUAUACAGUGACAAAGGACGGCAGGACGGAGUUGACGGCCGUCUUCAACUAUCGCCAGAUGCUGCAAUGCGAAACAAGCAAGUUAAUGCCGGACUGUCUACCGACUGCCUUUUCUUCCGCAUAUGAAAGUGUCGGAACAGACAUCUCAACAAGGUAUCCUGUAUUCUCACCAGGAAACGCUUGCCCGGCCGGUUAUGUCGCAAACUGCACCAUGCAGAGUUCUGUCACCCAAUUCCACCCUGGCUCUAUUCAGGCAUGGCCUGUUCUCAAGGCUUCCGAGACAGCUAUUGGGUGCUGCCCCAAGAACUACGCUUGCGGCCAAUCCUUCACAGACUGUGUGUCGACUGUGUCGGCCGUCACUGGCGAAACUGCGAUUUCCUUCUUUCCCCAAGCAUUUUGCAAUGCAGCAUUAAAUAAAGGCCCCAUGGGCACCAGGCCGUUACAAGGAAAUGACAGGGCGAUUGUAACGGCUUUGCGAAUGAUCUAUGUUCAGGACCCAUCCGAGACAAAGUCCUCCGGUGUGCCCGGCAGCAGCUCGUCGUCAUCGCCUGCGUCGUCGUCGUCACCGUUGACAACGGCUGCAACAAUUGCGAUUGCCAUUUCCAUUGUAUUAGGGCUUAUCCUUUGCGGUGUUAUUGGAUACAUUGUUUACGAUCGGCGACGCAGAAAACAAAAACAGAUGAAGGAGCAGGAUCCAGGUGAUCACGAUGAUACCAUUCAGCUCAAGGCGGAACUAGACGCUUGGGAUACACCAAAUCUCAACAACCAGUCCAGAACUGGAACAAUGCGAGGCGAGCUUGAUGCCCAACCUGGCGUUUAUGAAAUGUCUGGCCCAGACGUCUACGAGCUAGCGGAGAAUUCCUUCCCUCCAGCAGAGCUCGACGCCAGCUCUACAAAAGCCCACCGACGAACGAACUCCAAGACGAAACAUAUUAGCAUGGAGCUACAUAGCCCAACGGCACCAGAUACGACAGCAGGGGGAGACACUCCAAAGCCUGAUCCCAGCCACGACACAGCUGGGACGACGUCGGCGGAUACCCGACAACCUCGGCUCUCUCGAAUAGAGGCGCUGGCAAAAGACAUUUCCAAGGCACGAAAGUAUUCCUACCAAGAUUAGACGUUUUCAUUUGUGAUUUUUCCAACAAAAUUUCUUCCACUUCUCAACAGCAUGGCGACGGCGAAUCCAGGCGUUUGAUUUUCCAAUAUCCACGGACCGGGUUGAUAUUCACUCUUAGCAUGAAGCUAGACCGUACAUAGCAGCAAUCAUAUCCAAGUACAAAUACUAUAAGCUGCGAAAUAAGUGUACUCAACUGCUAUCAUAAAAGCAUAAUGUUUUGGCUAGUUAUGGCGUAUCCAGCUCACACUUUGUCCAUAGGACUUCCAUCCUGAGUCUUGUACGGCCUCGGGAGCAGCGGAUGUUUUUUUCUUCAAAAUACGUCUGAUUAAAAAGCAUACCUGCGUGCCAGUGUCACGCUCGUGUUGACGGAGACUUGAUUUGGCAUCUCCGUGAGCCUGAU
Molecule: messenger RNA, 1807 nt
Organism: [Torrubiella] hemipterigena
Lineage: Eukaryota; Fungi; Ascomycota; Sordariomycetes; Hypocreales; Clavicipitaceae
Source: the annotation of a GenBank genome assembly